GACGUUGGAAAGUGUGGUUAUCAAAGGUAACGGUGAGGGUUCUAAUGAAUGAAAAGUUACGGCUUUAAUAUUGUACUCCCAUCAGACUGGUCUCCUCAAAGAUAUUCAAGCGGUAUUGUUGUAGAUCCGCAUGCGAUGCUGAAGUGAAGAAGAAAAUUAGUCUUCCAAUGCGAGUGUGACAUCUACUAAAAGUGAAGUGACAGUUUUAGUGAGCUAGACAGCGCGGAAUUUCAUCUCCACAUUUUCUAUCGUGACGUAGGUUAUGGCGUCCUACCCUGUUUCUUCGGGAGUUUAGCAUGAGACUGGACGCGCCGUCAAGUUAUCAGAGCGUGACGUGACGCUAUACUUUUUCGCAAACAGCUUUAUUUACGUUGCAAUUGACGGGAAUUAUUGAUGCUUACCCCCAGCGUUUCGAGUUGACGCACUUAUUUCAGAACAUAAAAUAACAAGUGUCUCAGAAUGGAAGCACGACAGAGAUAGUCGUAGCAGGUCUACGUAGCGUAAAAAGUCGUCAAAAGAAUCGAAACCAUGGCUUUCCCAAGAGCGUACAUACGCGUCAUACGCACUUUCCUCGCUUCUCUAUUCCUCGCCAGCCUUACCCUCUUCAUUCUUUCAGCCUACGAUUACCAGAGUUCCGAAUUCCCUCGCGCGUUCUCCUCGUAUUUCCAUAAUACGUCCGCUGAGGACACCGUGACACAACAGGCUUUCCUUACGCCAAGAACACCCGUAAGUGAUAACUUGACAGAAAAUGGACGCGUUGGCAGUGGUGUCGUUGUACAAACUCAGAAAAAGAUCCGGUCAUUUGGGAACCACUCGAAAACUAGAAAAUAUAAUUACGUCGAGUUGACUAAUGCCUAUAAUGACGCUGUUAGAACCGACGUGAAUGCAGAAAUACGAGAAGAAGUCAUCAGCGAAACGGAAGUUGUUGCACCACGGCAGGACCUGAGGUUUCCUGAUCGUGCAACCUCUGGUGCCCUGCUGGUCACACCUGCGUCGAAUAUUAGCGCGCUACAUUCGUCAAACAAUAUCCUAAAAUACAGAUAUGACGAAAUCGCCGACAAGAAAAGGAAGUCGAAGAAUCUUUGGCAGAACGACAAGGACUGCAGAGACUACAAGGUCUACUUCGCCAAAAAGGGCUCCCUCCCGGUUUGCGCCCUGGCAUCGUACCCGGGGUCGGGCAACACCUGGACCCGGAGGUUGCUGGAAUACGCGUCGGGCAUCUUCACGGGAUCGAUCUACAGCGACGCGCAACUUUUUAUGUAUGGUUAUUACGGAGAAAUGGAGAACUGGGCGCAGGGCACCACAAUAGCGCAGAAAACCCACGACUGUGGACCGAAGCACAUCGAGGCUUUCGACAGAUCGGUCAUUCUACUCUUGAGGAACCCUUACCGUGCCAUCCUCUCCUUCCACAACUUCCUCUUCGCAGGACACACUGGAUUUGCACCCAUUAUGAAUUACAGAAGGAAAGACUGGCCUCACUUCGUGCACCUGCAAACUAAAUCGUGGCUGGAACUAGCUGUCAACUGGACCACCAUGGCUCACCCGGAUAACCUUACAGUUCUGCAUUACGAAACGCUGAAGGAGGAUCCAGUCCCUAGCCUCACGCGAGCCCUCGAAACCAGGAAUCUCCUGUGGGACCCGAAAAGAAUGGAGUGUCUUCGGAAAGCACACUCCUACAGGACCUUCAAACGUAAAGAAGAAUUUAUACCCGAGGAACUGGAGAUAUUCAGUGCGAAAGACAGAGAUAAAAUUGAUCGAGCCAUUAGAUACGUGGACUACUUGCUCCAAAAGAAAGGAAAGCAGCCCCUGCCUCUACAUCUCUACGAAUUCUACAACGGAACAGAUUCUGCUCAAAUAACCAAAGUAUCCUGCGAACACCUCGAAUCGCAAGCAGAGUGUGACGACAGAGUCGACCAGCUUAACCACGCAAG
Macrobrachium nipponense is the source of this 1931-nucleotide messenger RNA. RefSeq lists its product as uncharacterized. The record is from RefSeq and is a predicted model, not a curated record. Lineage: Eukaryota; Metazoa; Arthropoda; Malacostraca; Decapoda; Palaemonidae. Gene Ontology annotation, molecular function: sulfotransferase activity.